AUGAUUAAAAUGAGGAGGGAAACAAAUUUCAUGUUGAAAUUGAGAAGAUAUGUAGGACAAACAAGGUACUUCAAUAGUGGAAAGUGCAUAAUGGCUAAUCGUAAGGAUAUCAUAUAUCAGCACUUCUUGGUGAAUAAACGACAUUUAAGUAUUCAUGAAUACUUAUCAGUAGACUUACUUAAAAGUCAUAAAAUUCCAUGUCCACAAGGGUAUGCAGCUAAUACACCAGAAGAGGCAGAAGAAAAAGCAUUAGAGUUACAAAAUCUUUGUGGAGACAUUGAUUUAGUAAUUAAGGCACAGAUACUUAGUGGAGGAAGAGGUGUUGGUAUUUUUAAAGAAAAUAAUUUUGAAGGUGGUGUACAUAUUUGUAGAAAUAGUAUGGAAGUUAAAGAAGUAGCUUCUAAGAUGUUAAAUAAUACACUAGUUACAAAACAAACUGGUAAGGAUGGGAAGAUAUGUAAUACUGUUUUUAUAUGUGAACGGUUUUAUAUAAGAAAAGAAAGAUACAUUGCAUUUUUAUUGGAUAGGAGUUCUGAUGGAGUAUUGCUACUUGGAUCUACUGUUGGGGGUACUUCUAUAGAAGAGAUAAGUAAAAAAAAUCCGGAUUCUGUGCAUAAAUUGAAUAUAGAUGUACAGAAUGGAUUGAAACAUGGACAAUCACGUGAAUUCUGUGAAAAAAUUGGUUUUAAAAAUACAGAAUUGGAUAUAGCGACAGAUAUAAUUACAAAUUUAUAUAAAAUUUUUAAAAAAUAUGAUUGUACAUUACUUGAAAUCAAUCCUUUUUCUGAAACAAAUGAUGGAAGAGUUCUCUGUUGUGAUGCUAAAUUAAAUUUCGAUGAUAAUUCUGAAUAUAGACAAAAAGAAAUUUUUCAGAAAAGAGAUUUGUCUCAAGAAAAUCCAGAAGAAAUACAAGCCAAAAAAUUUAAUUUGAAUUAUGUUUCUCUAGAUGGAAAUAUUGCAUGUAUGGUAAAUGGAGCUGGUUUAGCAAUGGCAACUUUAGAUUUGAUAGCAUUACAUAAUGGAUCUCCCUCCAAUUUUCUAGAUGUGGGAGGUAGUGCAACAGAACAAGAAAUUUGUGAAGCCUUAAAAAUUAUUAAUAAUAAUCCAAAGGCUAAAGUGUGCUUUAUAAAUAUAUUAGGUGGUAUCAUGAGAUGUGACAUUAUUGCAAAAGGGAUAAUUAAUGCAACCAAGCAGAUAAAUUUUACCAAGCCACUUAUAGUUCGGUUAGAAGGAACUAACGAAAAAGUGGCUCAACAACUUAUCCAUGAAUCAAACAUUAAAUGCGUCUUCUGUCAAGAUAUGAAUCUUGCAGCACAAAAAAGUAUAGCUAUGGCUAAUAUAAUAGAAAUAGCAAAUAAUUCAGGGUUAAACAUUGCCUUUAAGUGA
Molecule: messenger RNA, 1386 nt
Organism: Plasmodium gonderi
Lineage: Eukaryota; Apicomplexa; Aconoidasida; Haemosporida; Plasmodiidae
Product: ATP-specific succinyl-CoA synthetase beta subunit
Exons: 1
Coding region: 1-1386 (461 amino acids)
Biological process (GO): succinyl-CoA metabolic process; tricarboxylic acid cycle
Cellular component (GO): succinate-CoA ligase complex; mitochondrion
Molecular function (GO): ATP binding; succinate-CoA ligase (ADP-forming) activity; metal ion binding
Source: RefSeq, a predicted model, not a curated record